This is a messenger RNA of Scomber japonicus (chub mackerel), 2880 nucleotides long. RefSeq names its product inhibitor of nuclear factor kappa B kinase subunit epsilon (gene ikbke). The transcript is spliced from 21 exons. Gene Ontology annotation, cellular component: cytoplasm. Gene Ontology annotation, molecular function: ATP binding; protein serine/threonine kinase activity. Bases 301 to 2469 code for a protein of 722 amino acids. NCBI's taxonomy places the organism in Eukaryota, Metazoa, Chordata, Actinopteri, Scombriformes, Scombridae. Gene Ontology annotation, biological process: peptidyl-serine phosphorylation. The record is from RefSeq and is a predicted model, not a curated record.
UCCUCCAUCGCAAUGCGACGCUGCCAGCUGCUGUCUUUACAGAAACUGGUGAAGUCCCUGGAUCCACGUUAGAAAGAAACUGGAUAUAUUUGCACAUUACCGUCAACAACAGGCCUUACCUGCUCAGAAAAGCAUGUAUGCAGCUGUGUGUCACUGCGGAAGAAGCUUCACGUGUAGGCGUGUUUAGUUUUUCUGGUUGAAAAGUUCACCGGAAAUCCACGGAACAGCUUGUGUUGUUACUGACAGCACCCACGUUCAUUUUGACUCGGGGUUGUUGUGCAGUAGCAGCCGGUUAAAAGUAUGUCAGGGAUAACAGCCAGUACAACAAACUACCUCUGGUCUUUACAGGAUGUCCUUGGCCAGGGGGCGACUGCUAGUGUCUACAAGGCACGCAACAAGAGGUCAGGUGAGCUGGUUGCGGUCAAGGUGUUUAAUCUACUGAGCUACCACCGCCCCCAUGAGGUGCAGAUGCGAGAGUUUGAGAUGCUGAGGAAGCUCAACCACAGCAAUAUUGUCAGGUUGUACACUGUGGAGGAGCUGCCGUCUAAACAGAAGGUACUGGUGAUGGAAUAUUGCUCAGGAGGAAGUUUGCUCAGCCUGCUUGAGGAACCAGAAAAUGCUUUUGGCCUCCCUGAAACAGAGUUCCUCACUGUAUUGCAAUGUGUUGUGCAGGGAAUGAACCAUCUGAGGGAAAACGGAGUGGUGCACCGGGACAUUAAACCAGGCAACAUCAUGAGGCAGGUUGGGGAAGAUGGCAAAUCUGUUUAUAAGCUGACUGACUUUGGAGCAGCAAGAGAGCUGGAAGAUGAUGAGAAGUUUGUGUCCGUCUAUGGAACUGAAGAGUAUCUGCACCCAGACAUGUAUGAGCGUGCUGUGCUACGUAAGCCUCAUAUGAAGUCCUAUGGAGUGAGUGUCGACCUGUGGAGUAUUGGUGUGACAUUUUACCACGCAGCCACUGGGAGUCUCCCCUUUGCUCCGUAUGGAGGACCCCGCAGGAACAAGCCCACCAUGUACAAAAUAACUACAGAGAAACCCAUGGGGGCGAUCGCUGGAAUACAACGAGUCGAUAAUGGACCAAUAGAGUGGUGCUACCACCUACCUCACAGCUGCCAACUUACACAGGGUCUGAGGAUGCAGCUGGUUCCUGUGCUUGCAGGUAUACUUGAGGCUGAUCAGGAGAGGUGUUGGGGUUUUGACCAGUUCUUCAAAGCCACCACAGACAUACUGCAGCGGCAGCCGGUUCACCUCUUUGCACUGCAACAGGCCAUGGCACACUGCAUCUACAUACACCAUUACGACAUUGUGUCAGUCUUCUUUGAGGAGGUGGCGUCUCAGACUGGUAUAGCAGUACAGCAGCAACAUCUUUUGUAUCUGGGUCAUGACCUUCCUCUUGAGGGCAGUAUGAAGGUGGUCAACCUGCCGUGCACUUCACCUGACCAGCCCCUUAUUCUGUUCAGUGAUGGGCCUGAAGCAAACACCGGUCUGCCAUUCAGAGAACCCGAGACUCCUGUAAUCCCAUCCAAAUUUGACAUUGUAGCAGACUACAACUUCUCUAAGGUAAUAGUGGGAGUGGUCCACCAGUAUCUAAGGAUAGUACAGUUGCUGCACAAACACCGAGAGCUGCUACUGCAGGGAUACUACAGCUACAUCAUGAGACUGCGCAGGGAGUGCGGAGAGGCCAUGCAUAGUAUUGCGAUGCUCACCUUUAGACUGCAGUCCUGUCUCAGCAUAGAACACAGGAUUCAUAUGCUAGGACUGCAUGCUUCAGAAAGUCCAGUUUCACCUGAUAAUGGCCACAAGCUGCAGCUGGUCCACGAGCAUCUGCCUAUAUACGCUGCCAGCAUCCAAGAGUUUCAUAACCGGAUGGAUCACCUGCAGAUAGAACAGGCCAAACUAUCAGAGAUCCUGGCCAACGACAAAAGCUGUCAGAAGAUAGAGAUGCUGCUCCAGAAGAUAACAGCAAUUCAUCAGCACUACCGUAAAGACAGACUGACUGGCAAGCUGGCAUAUAAUGAUGAGCAAAUCCACAAGUUUGAGAAAAUCCACCUGUCAUCCCACAUUAAGAGAUUGAAGUCGCUCUUCAGAGAAGACUGUGUGCAGAAAUACAAAGAGUUUUUGGCCUCAACAAGGACAUGGAGCAGUGUUUUAGUGGAUAUGCAGACCAGACUGCAGGACUUCAGCUCUUUCUCCAGAGGCUUGUUGGCAGACUUGGAGAUGAACGAGCAGCGCCAGAAUAAAGUUCUGGACAGAAACCUGUUUGCUCUGCAGACCAACAGACCAGGACAAGAGCCUGGAAUCACACCAAGGGACAAAGACCAGAUGGUCUCCAGGAUGCACCGUCUUAAGGAGGAAAUGGAGAUUUUGGUCAGAGAACUACAGUGUAACAACAGCAUUAUAGAGAGUCUGGGAACAGGGAACUCAGCAUCAGAAGCUCUGGAGCCGAGCUUGGCCAGACCCUCUACACUGUGACCAAAGUGCAGCAUCUUUGCAUCUUAAUACACACACAAAAAUACACUCAUUCCAACAAACACCUCAUUUAUUAACUGCCACUCAUGAGCAGUUAUGGACAUUGCGCUAGAUCUUAUUUCAAGGAGCGAUUGCAGUCUGUUAAUGAAAAGGAAGCGGCUGAAAACAAUCAAUAAAUUGUGAAUCUCAAUUUAGAGGCGAAGCACUGCGCAAUCUGGAAAACCUCUAAAUUUAACACGACUAACUCUGUAUGUUACUGUCUGCCUUUCUGUCUGUGUACUUGUUGAAUAAAGGGCUUUUAGUCAUUUUCUGUUGAUCAUUCAAAUAGUUUCACAUGAUUUAAUUUCUUACUUCAGGCAUAUCUUUGUGCUUGAUUGCAUCAGUGACUUUCAGCAUCUCCAAGCACACAGCACU